Messenger RNA from Desarmillaria tabescens, 1428 nucleotides. RefSeq lists its product as uncharacterized. The transcript is spliced from 11 exons. Lineage: Eukaryota; Fungi; Basidiomycota; Agaricomycetes; Agaricales; Physalacriaceae. The coding region runs from base 1 to 1428 and encodes 475 amino acids. The record is from RefSeq and is a predicted model, not a curated record. Gene Ontology annotation, molecular function: oxidoreductase activity.
AUGAUACUUGCACCCGCUUUGACUGCUUCCCUCGCCCUAGUAGCGAGCGUUAACCCUCGAGUGCUCAUUCUCGGUGGAGGCGUUACCGGUGUCAUUGCUGCCCGGACUUUGCACGAAAACGGCAUCGACAAUUUCCUAAUCGUUGAAGCUCGCGACGAGCUUGGCGGACGACUGAAGAGCCAAACCUUCGCCGGCUAUACGAUCGAACUUGGCGCCAACUGGGUGCAAGGGACGCAAACGGGAACAGGCCCGGCUAACCCAAUUUUUGAACUGGCCCUGAAGCACAACAUCACAACGCAGUACAACGAUUUCUAUGGAAGUUUAACGACUUAUGAUAUUUCCGGCGAAGUGGAUUAUAUUGAUGUAUUUAAUGAUGCUGUUGACGCUUAUACUGCUUUGACCGUGACUGGAGGUGUGCGUGUCAAUGGAUCACUAGUGGAUUUGACUUCAAAAACCGGUUAUGCACUAAAUGGAGUCAAGCCACGAGAUUCGUAUGAGAUGGCAGCAGAGUACUAUCAGUUUGAUUGGGAAUAUGCCCAGAAACCUGAUCAGACCUCGUGGAUUGCAUCGUCUUGGGCCAAUAACUUCACCUUUGAUGCGGACGAAGGCGGCUUUUCCGAGGACAAUCUUCUCGCCAUCGACCAACGGGGGUUCAAGGCUCUGAUCCAGUUGGAAGCUCAAGAAUUCUUACGGGCCGAACAAGCCAUUGCGUAUUCCGGCGAUGGAGUCCAGAUAACGCUGACAAGCGGCGAAACGAUUGAAGGAGAUUACGCGCUUUGCACGUUCAGCCUCGGGGUAUUGCAGGACGACGAUGUGACAUUCGAGCCUCCUCUUCCAGACUACAAAAUAGAAGCAAUCCAAAGUAUGACAAUGGCUACAUACACCAAGAUAUUCCUAAAGUUUCACAAAAAGUUCUGGUUUGAUACCGAGUUGGCCUUGUAUGCGGAUCCCACUCGCGGCACUUAUCCAGUUUGGCAAUCGUUAGACCACCCGAACUUCUUCCCAGGCUCCGGACUGAUCUUCGCCACCGUGACGGGAGAUUGGUCGCUGAGAGUAGAGGCGUUGUCAGAUCAGCAAGUACAGGAUGAAGUGCUAGACGUCCUCCAGAAGAUGUACCCAAAUAUUACAAUUCCUGAACCGACCGAAUUCCUCUUCCCUCGAUGGAAUUCUGAUCCUCUUUACCGAGGAUCAUACUCUAAUUGGCCCCCAUCAUUUUUUAGUCAACACCACGACAACCUUCGGUCAAACGUUGAUCGGUUAUACUUUGCUGGCGAAGCGACGAGCCAGAAAUAUUUCGGCUUUCUGCACGGUGCGUACGACGAAGGAUUGAAGGUAGCAUCUGUCAUGGCGGAAUGUAUGAAGGGCGAUGGAUGUGUUGCAUUGCAACAUGUAGAGGAUGUGAAGAACGCAUUUCCAUACGAGAUAUGA